Messenger RNA from Sinocyclocheilus grahami, 1824 nucleotides. The record is from the annotation of a RefSeq genome assembly. NCBI's taxonomy places the organism in Eukaryota, Metazoa, Chordata, Actinopteri, Cypriniformes, Cyprinidae.
AUGACACUAAUCAUACACUCAUCCCUCCUUCUAAUCUUCUUUAUUUUGGUAUACCCCCUGUUUACUACGCUAAACCCUAGUCAACUAGACCUCAACAUGGCAAAAAUAACUAAAGUUGCCGUUAGCUCCGCAUUCUUCGUCAGCCUGCUGCCUCUUAUAAUCUUCCUAAACCUAAAAACAGAAGGCAUCAUCACAAAUUGACAAUGAAUAAACACCCAAGCAUUUGACAUCAAUAUUAGCUUUAAGUUUGACCAUUACUCCUUAAUCUUUGUCCCAAUUGCCCUCUAUGUUACCUGAUCAAUUCUAGAAUUUGCACUAUGGUAUAUACACUCUGACCCCAACAUUGACCGAUUCUUCAAAUACUUACUUACAUUCCUAGUAGCUAUAAUCAUCUUAGUUACAGCCAACAAUAUGUUCCAAUUAUUUAUCGGCUGAGAAGGGGUAGGGAUUAUAUCAUUCCUACUAAUCGGAUGAUGACAUGGACGAGCAGACGCCAACACAGCAGCUCUCCAAGCUGUUAUUUAUAAUCGAGUAGGAGACAUCGGACUAAUCAUAAUUAUGGCUUGAUUCGCAAUAAACCUCAACUCCUGAGAGAUUCAACAAAUCUUUGUUUUAUCAAAAAACUUUGACAUAACAGUCCCCCUUCUAGGACUUACCUUAGCGGCAACCGGGAAAUCAGCCCAGUUUGGCCUCCACCCAUGGCUACCAUCCGCCAUGGAGGGCCCUACACCAGUAUCUGCCCUACUCCAUUCAAGCACUAUAGUCGUUGCAGGGAUCUUCCUACUAAUCCGCCUUCAUCCGCUUAUAGAAAAUAACCAAUUGGCCCUGACAAUCUGCCUUUGCCUCGGAGCAUUAACCUCAUUAUUUACAGCCACCUGUGCUCUAACCCAAAAUGAUAUCAAAAAAAUUGUAGCUUUCUCAACAUCAAGCCAGCUUGGACUAAUAAUAGUUACAAUUGGACUAAACCAACCACAACUAGCAUUUCUCCACAUUUGCACUCACGCCUUCUUCAAGGCCAUAUUAUUCUUGUGUUCCGGUUCAAUCAUUCAUAGCCUAAACGAUGAACAAGACAUCCGGAAAAUGGGGGGCUUAUUCAACAUUAUACCUGCCACCUCAACUUACUUUAUAAUUGGCAGCCUCGCCCUAACAGGAACCCCCUUCCUAGCAGGAUUCUUCUCAAAAGAUGCAAUUAUUGAAGCCCUAAACACCUCUUACCUAAACGCCUGAGCCCUGACCCUAACACUAAUUGCCACAUCAUUCACCGCAGUAUACAGCUUCCGACUAGUAUACUUUGUAAUUAUAGGAACCCCACGAUUUUUACCCUUAUCCCCAAUUAACGAAAACAACCCACUAGUAAUUAACUCUAUCAAACGGCUUGCCUGAGGAAGCAUCAUUGCAGGACUCAUUAUUACACAAAACUUUUUACCAACAAAAACACCAAUCAUAACGAUACCCCCCGCCCUAAAAUUAGCAGCUCUUGCAGUAACAGUCACAGGCCUACUUGUAGCCACAGAACUAGCUAAUAUAACAAGCAAACAAGUGAAAAUUACCCCGAUAGUUUCCACACACCACUUCUCAAACAUAUUAGGAUUUUUCCCAACAACCAUUCACCGACUUCUUCCAAAACUUAAACUUACCCUAGGACAAUCCGCCGCCGCCCAAUUUGACAAAACAUGGCUUGAAACUGUCGGGCCAAAAGGCCUAGCAUUAACACAGGCAACUAUAGCAAAAGCCAUAAACAAUAUUACACGAGGAAUAAUCAAGACAUACCUAACCAUCUUUCUCCUAACCCUAAUCUUGGCCAUCACCCCAAUCCUCCUUUAA